GGGGUCCAUUUAAGGUUAUCAAUAGUUCACCUUUCUCCUGGGCCACCCACUAUCUAUGGCAACAAUAUGGGCAGCACCACCCACCACCAACUACCAAAACAACCACCCCCACCCACCACCGCCAUUCAUCUCUGCCACCGUCCUCCCCACCCACCCCUCCCCCUCCACAUAAAUCCACCACCCCCCACCAUCCAAAUCCCUAUUUCUCCCAACACCCAAAAAUAACAUUUCCACAUAAACUCAAUAUCCAUGGCUAGCUCCUCCUCUUCUCCCCCACCACCCCUCCUCCUCCCACCCCCUGAAUCAACCCACCCCCAGCCCCAAAUCUCCCCAUCACCCCAGAAAAAAACCCAACCUCUCCCAUGGACCCAUCAGGAAACUUUCAAUUUAAUUCAAGCUUAUCAAGAAAAAUGGUACUCUUUAAAAAAAGGCCAGCUCAAAGCUAGCCAAUGGGAAGAAGUAGCCAUUACAGUAGCAGCUCGUUGCGGAUUCGAUGAGCCGUCAAAAUCCGCCACUCAAUGCCGUCACAAGAUCGAGAAGCUCCGAAAACGUUAUCGGGCCGAAAGACUCAAACCCUACCCGAAUUCAUGGCAGUAUUUUGACCUAAUGGAUCGUAUGGAGCGUGGGCCUUUACCUAUUUCGGCCCAUCCUGUUGCCAUGGUGAAAUGUCAACAGAAUUCGAAUUCGAUUUCGAAUCUGAAUUCUACUGCUGCUGAUCAUCAGAGGUAUUAUUAUGAUAAUAAUACUGAUAGUGAUGAAGUUGAUGCCGUUAGUUAUAUGGAUAUGAGGAAAAAUAAGUCUAAAAGUAUUAAUCAUAUUGUUCGUGGCGAAAUGGGCUUAAUGUGUAUGAAUGGGAAUGAGAAUGUGAAUGUUGUUGACCAUAGAAAUGUCAAUAGGAUGGUGAAAGAUCGAAAUUUUAACAUUCUUGAUCAAAAAGAUCGAAACUUUGACGUAAUGAAAGGGAUAAGGAAUCCAAUGAAUGAGAAAAGAAAAGCCUAUUUUGGGAAUGUGGCUAUUGAGGAUGACGACGAGGAUGAUGAUGUCGAGGAAGAAGUGAAUGAAGAGGAAGAUGAAGAGAAUGAAGGGAGUGUUGGAGGGAGUGAAUUGGCUGCAGAAAUAAGGGGUUUUGCGGAGAGGUUUAUGAGAAUGGAGAAUAAGAAAAUCGAGAUGAUGAAGGAGACAGAGAGGUAUAGAAUGGAGAUGGAGAAAAGGAGAAUGGAAAUGAUUCUUGAGAAUCAGAGGAAUCUGAUUGAUACUAUUAAUAGGGUCGUUGGAUCGCAUAAGAAAGUGAAGGUGGCUCAAGAAUUUUGAACUCGUUCGUAACAUUUCUUGGGAUGGAGAUAGUCUUUGAUGCUAAAAUGAAUAAGAAAGUUCAUCAGAGGAGAUUGCAUUCGACUUUCAUGUGUUUGGCAUAACACGAUGUUCUUGUUUAGGGAUAUCUUCAUGUUUCUAACGUUUGUUUCUUAAUGAUUCUUAGGAAUAAUUACAAUUUAUUUUGCUCUUUUAAGUAGGAAUCUAGAUUUGUUCUGUGGUAGAGUUCAUAUCUGCUGGAGGAUUCAGUUUGUAGACAAGAUUUAAAUUAACAUAAAGAUAUCCAGAAUAUCUGUAGUAGCUGUUGCACCAAUAACUAUGGAAUAAGAUGGAUCCUUUUUCAUUUUAAAGUUACUGA
Nicotiana attenuata is the source of this 1669-nucleotide messenger RNA. RefSeq lists its product as uncharacterized. Gene Ontology annotation, molecular function: transcription cis-regulatory region binding. The record is from RefSeq and is a predicted model, not a curated record. Bases 250 to 1311 code for a protein of 353 amino acids. Gene Ontology annotation, cellular component: nucleus. NCBI's taxonomy places the organism in Eukaryota, Viridiplantae, Streptophyta, Magnoliopsida, Solanales, Solanaceae. The transcript has a single exon.